GCGCCUUUUCCCAUCGCUGAUCAGCCUGAGGUCUCGCGGGUGGCGGUUGGUCUCGCAGGCUCCAGCCGGUGGAGCCAUGAGCUCGGAGCGGUCAGCGCCGGCUGGUUCCCCUGCCCCUCCGUGCUCAGAGCCAGAGGCCGGGGCGGCCGAUUACCGGGACUGGGUGAGGCGCAGUUACCUGGAGCUGGUCUCCUCGAACCACCACUCGGUGCAGGCUCUCUCCUGGAGGAAGCUCUACCUCAGCCGGGCCAAGCUCAAAGCAUCGAGCCGCACGUCGGCUCUCCUGUCGGGCUUCGCCAUGGUUGCCAUGGUUGAAGUACAGCUGGAGAUGCAGUACAACUAUCCCAAGUUUCUGCUCAUUGCUUUCAGUGCCUGCACAACAGUACUGGUUGCUGUCCACCUCUUUGCCCUGCUGAUCAGCACAUGCAUCCUUCCUAACGUGGAAGCUGUCAGCAACAUUCACAAUCUCAAUUCUGUCAACGAGUCGCCCCAUGAGCGCAUGCACUACUAUAUCGAGCUAGCUUGGGGUUUCUCAACUGCUCUCGGCAUUUUACUGUUUCUCACGGAGGUGGUACUGCUUUGCUGGAUCAAGUUUCUACCAGUAGACAAAGCUGUAAUGAAUGACAAGGAAACUGGUCCAGUCCAGGCAGGAGACGGACACACUGGGUGGAAUGCAGCUUUGGCAUCCACUAUCAUCAUGGUACCUGUGGGCCUUAUUUUUGUGAUUUUCACAAUACACUUUUACCGUUCACUGGUAGGGCAUAAAACAGAGCGCCACAAUCAAGAGAUUGAAGAGCUGCAUAAACUGAAGGUGCAACUGGAUGGUCAUGACCGGGUCCUGCAAAUGGUUUGAAAUAGUUGAAAAUGACAAAAAUAAAAGAUUUAAUUCCUCGACCAUCCUGGGAUCUGGGCUUCUACAGACGCUCUCAUUGCAAGUGCCAAGUGGCCGCGUGUUUAUUCAGGAAUCCAGGUUUACAGCUGUGGCUUUUAGUUAUCUUUGUGGUUACAGCACUUGCUGCGUUGUCUAAUGAAAAAAUAUACCAAGGUUCAUGCAACUUUCUCACUCACCAAAUUGAGAUGUAAAACUAGAAAUAUGAGGUUAUCCAAAAAUACUUCAGAUUACUCAGAUACUACACCAACUGCUGAUGAAAUAUGAUUUGAACUAAAAGGAAGCUGAUUUUUUUUAAUGCGUAGUUCCUUACAGGCAUAAAAACUGAGCUAUCACUCCAGAUUGAAAUGGAUGCAGAGAUGUUGUUCAAUGCCAGGUUUUCCCUAAUGCUUGUAUGUUUUUUAACAGUACAAAAGUGAAUGCAGGUCAGGAGUUUGGCAGAAGGACAGGGUGAUGGAUUUGAUAACUAGGAAAACCGAAUGGAGGAUCCAGAAAUGAGCUUACGGAAUAGUGUUUGGCCUGUUUGUCGAAUAUGGAAACUUAUCACUGUAAAUUCUUCCCCUCCCUAUUCUACUCCAAAAUUACUAAUAGUGGUUUUUAUAAGUAUGAAAACAAAACCAGCUUUUUCUUCUGGGUUCUUGCAGGUGUAAACGAUAUCCAACGCUGCUCCCAACUGGUCUGAAGAGUAUUAUAGUGAAAUAGGGCUGCUACUUGUUCUCUGCUUUGCAGCAUUACUGCUUUGAGCUAAUGGUAUCAAGAGCUAGCUGGAAUGCAGACCCAGCCUGUGCUCCUUAUUUCAUGACAAGGUUUACUAAUGCUGCAUUGUGAUGUGCCACAGUGCCUCCAUUUUAUUUAUUAACAAUAAAUGAUUCAAAUCUUGACCUGAAUCACCUCUACUGUGAUGCCCCAGAUAAUGAUGCAUAGGGUGUCCACUGUUCUGAUCACAGCAAGUAAUGUCACCACUGAUGUGGAUUGAAAUGGAGGCCUGUUGUCUGUUACAUCCUUUGACAGAAAGGGCAAUUGCUCAUGACAGAAAGGGGAAAUAUUUUCUGAUGUAAAUUUAAAUCCAGUUGUGGGCUAUUUGGACAUUGCUUACUUAAUUUGUAUUCAUGAGAUUGUCCUGCACUGGAGAGCUUAGCCCUUUAUUCAGUUAAAAGUUGAAGUCUUUUAAAAGAUGUCUUAAUAUCAGAGGUGCCAGUAGUUAUUAGCUAAAUUUGCACUGCUGCUUCACAGGUUUCCAGCUUCGGGAUACCGUCUGUGUGGAGUUUGCACAUUCUUCCUGUGUCUGCG
Molecule: messenger RNA, 2179 nt
Organism: Chiloscyllium plagiosum (whitespotted bambooshark)
Lineage: Eukaryota; Metazoa; Chordata; Chondrichthyes; Orectolobiformes; Hemiscylliidae
Gene: orai2
Product: ORAI calcium release-activated calcium modulator 2
Biological process (GO): store-operated calcium entry
Cellular component (GO): membrane
Molecular function (GO): store-operated calcium channel activity
Source: RefSeq, a predicted model, not a curated record